UUAACUAUUUUAGUGUAGUUAUAAUGCUUCAAUAUAAGAGGAAGAGAACUGGAACAUCUUCAUCCAAUCCAAAUGCUAAAGAAAAUGCUGAGAGCUUAACUGCUGCUAGAAAAAGAGGUACCACAACACUUCAAAGUAUCGGUGGACAACCAUCUGGAGAAGAAAAAAGUGAUGAAAAAAAUAGUAAGAAUAACAGUGACCUAUCAGGUGAAGAAAAAAGUGAUGAAAAUAGCAACGAAAGUGCAGAAAAGAAGAUAGAAACUCAUUGGCUAAAGAUGGCGUCCAAAAAAAGUGUGUUCAAUUCAUAUCCAUGGGGUCGAGUUAGCUUUGAUCUUACCAUUAGCUAUUUUUUGAAAGAGCUAUAUUCAACCAAAUCUCAGUAUAAUCUUCAUGGAUGUUCGUGGGCGUUCGCCGCUUGGGCGUUUGAAGCUAUUCCGGCACUUCAACGAUUGGCCAAGGAUUCUUCACCUGAAAAAUCAAUUCCAAGAAUGAUUAAAUGGAUGGCUGGAACACCUGCUUACAAGACAAAUAUUGAUCCUAUUUAUCAGACAAAAUAA
Molecule: messenger RNA, 557 nt
Organism: Solanum tuberosum (potato)
Lineage: Eukaryota; Viridiplantae; Streptophyta; Magnoliopsida; Solanales; Solanaceae
Exons: 2
Coding region: 24-557 (177 amino acids)
Source: RefSeq, a predicted model, not a curated record